AUGGUGAAGUCUGCCUUCGCCACGGUGCAAGAGGUCGAUGCCGCUGCUUUUCGCCUUUUGAGAAGCGACUUCACAGGAGUGGCGGCCUUCAGCGAAGGGGAUCGCCUCACCAAUGCCGCACGCGAUUGGGCGAAGGCGCCCAGCGUCGAGGGCCUUCUGCAGGUUCGGGACGUGGGACUGGAGGAGGGCCCAGCCUCGAAAGCCUUGGAGAGUUGGAAGUUGCCACGCGAGGUCUUUGCGGCGGCACGCAGGUUGGGCUGCGACAUGCUGCCCAAGCCUGUCAAUGAGGAUACCUGCAUGGAUGUCUCCUCCAACUUGCAGGCCUCUGACUCGACAGUGCCUGCAACGCGAGCUGCAGAAAGAAGCCCACCUGACAUCUUUUCGCCGCUCAGUGAACUUGCUUCGAGCACACACCCCGCUGGUGGACAAGGGCCCAACAGCAAGAAGCGGUCUCUGGCCCAGACCCUCGACUUCGUGGCACAAGGUCGAGCUCCCAAGGAAUACAAGGCCUGGACGGAAGAUGAAGAGCAGCGCCUCCUCGAGGGUUUCCGGAAGUAUGGGAAGCAGUGGAAGAUGAUCUCCAAGUGCUGUGGUCUGCCGCACAGGAAUGGCACGCAAGUCAAAGACAAGUGGCGAGUCCUCAAUAAGAAUGGCCUUGUGCCGGCGUGGGAAGACAAGGAGGGGCAAGAGGAGGACGAGGAGGACGAGGCGGGCUCGCCAGCAGCCUGA
Symbiodinium natans is the source of this 729-nucleotide messenger RNA. The record is from the annotation of a GenBank genome assembly. NCBI's taxonomy places the organism in Eukaryota, Dinophyceae, Suessiales, Symbiodiniaceae.